AUGGCAAUCAGCAGGAACCCCAAGGAUCCACAGGCCCAGCAGGACUACCUCUUCAUCCAACAUGAGACACCGCGAUCCCACAAUGUCAGCCUGAGCACAGUGGCCGGGCAGGCCCGACGCUGGACCACGAACCGCAAGAACCAGAAGCAGCGCCUCUCGGCGGAGCAGGGUGCGUCGUACGCGCGGAGUCUGGUGGGCUGGCAAGACCCCACGAAGGUUGCUCCAAAGCCGGCCGAUCCGCCAGAAUUCGAACGCCGGGCACGCUUGCAGCUUUGUAGAUUGCAGGACGUGGGAGGUGGACUGCGAAACGAUCCUUUCAACUCCUUGCCGAUCGAGCAAUCCCAGCCUGUGAUGGGCGUGACUGACUACUUCAUCCACACGUGGGCGGAGCUCAAAGCGACCAACAUCGACACUCUGCUGGGAUUCAACACCUACCUGGAGAUCUACUGGCCCUUGGCUCUGCAAGAUGGGCUCCUCAUGAGCGCCCUCCUCGGCGUUGCCGGCGCCGCGCAGUGUCUAGCUCAAGGGCAGCAGCCGAUGCAAGACCCUGUCGUGCUACUGCACGGCUCCAAGGCUCUGCACCAGCUCCGUGAGCGGCUAGCGGCUGGACAGAUCAAUGAGACCGUCAUCUUCACCAUGGAUUGGCUGAUCAAUAUUGCGUACAUGGCAAGGGAUAACAUGGCUUUCAAUAUACACUGGGCUGCGUUCCGGCCGGCUGCAACGAGAUUCAUCGAGGGGCGUAACGGCACCCUGACGACCGUCGUGCAGCACCGUCUGAGGAGCUGGGAGUCGCUUCAUGAUUACCGAAGGCGAGUUGACGCAUUCAAGCCCACGUCCGAUGCUCCGUUGACUAACACCGACGGCACGGCGCCUUUCAUGUCACUCCCCGUCGGUUUUCGCGAUCUCGCAAGCCAGGGCAAGCUCUCCUUGGAGACAGCCGAGAUUCUACUUCUGGUCAGUCUCGCGGUAAGCACUUCCACGCCACUCCAGGACGGCAUCCGCUGCCGGGUCAUGGGACUCAUCAUGCGUCGAAAAAUGCUGGACUUCGAGGCGCAUAUCUGUUUAGCCCUCCUGGCCCUGUCACAUCAGCUGGAAGGCAGCCUGGGCGAGGUGCCGGAGGUGCUAGAUCAGGUCGCGCAGGCGUUCAUCAAUCGACACCUGCGCUGGGAGUCGGAGCUGGAAAGGCGGUGCUUGAUCUGGUGUUCGCUUGUGCUUGGCAACGCGCUGUUCAUUCCCGACAGCUCUUCAUCGCCGCGCGAUGACCUCCGCAUUCAGCGGUUGAGGACAAAGGGCCACAUUAUACUGGUUGAGGUGCAGCAAGAGCUUGUUGUGAACCGUGAACCUACCUGGGUUGCCAUUGAAAGUCAGGGGCUUGAGGAUUUUGUGCUCAACCCGAACUUAUUGCAGCAGUGGCGGCGGGUUUAUGAGGCGACUAUGGCGAGGCAGCAGACCUGGAGUGAUCAAGGUUUGCUUGCGGUUGGAAAGCCUCUGGCGGUUGAUAUGGGGGAGGGACCGGGGGUGUGCGUGGAAUACCUGGUGCUGAGGGACGGGAGAGGGAGUUUGCCGAGAAUCGAAGUCGCCGAUUAA
Molecule: messenger RNA, 1587 nt
Organism: Cyphellophora europaea CBS 101466
Lineage: Eukaryota; Fungi; Ascomycota; Eurotiomycetes; Chaetothyriales; Cyphellophoraceae
Exons: 2
Coding region: 1-1587 (528 amino acids)
Source: RefSeq, a predicted model, not a curated record